Messenger RNA from Aplosporella prunicola CBS 121167, 1403 nucleotides. RefSeq lists its product as uncharacterized. The coding region runs from base 158 to 1357 and encodes 399 amino acids. The transcript has 2 exons. The record is from RefSeq and is a predicted model, not a curated record. NCBI's taxonomy places the organism in Eukaryota, Fungi, Ascomycota, Dothideomycetes, Botryosphaeriales, Aplosporellaceae.
CUUGUUGCUGGCUGUCCGCGCCGUCAUCACCGUCGUCCCGCCGGCACGUUGAGCGAAGUCGCUGGACCCUGCUCUUCCGCACUGACGUCGAUCGUCAAGCUCCCCAAGCUUCGUCUCCAUCUCUCAUCAACAAGGGCUCCCCGACAAACACGCAACGAUGCCACUGCAUUUACUCGGCAAAAAGUCAUGGAACGUCUACAACCCUGCCAACAUCGAGCGCGUCCGGCGCGACGAAGCUGCCGCCCAAGCUAGAGACGAAGAGCGCGACCGUCGCUUAGACGACUACGAUGCAGCAUGCCGAGCUGCGACACUACGGGGCCUGCCGCCUCCAUCCCCGCCGCCAGAUUUGGAAGAACCGAGCACCGAGAAGCCACCUAAGAACGAUGGCGGGUCGCGAAUCAAGCGGCGAAAGCUGGCGGGCGAGGAUGACACGGAUCGCGACAUUCGGGUGGCGCGGGAGAUGGAAGAGAGGAAUCGCGCGGCAAAGGAACAGCUCAUCACGUAUGGAGAUCAGAAAAAGACCGCGACGGACAUGCCGCUGAUCGAUCAUGCUGGGCAUAUCAACUUAUUUCCUGUGGACCCGAAGGCUGCCAAGAAAGCAGAGAAGAAUUCUGAGCAUGAAGCAGAAAAAGCGAGGAAGGAGCGAGAGCUUGAGGACCAGUAUACAAUGCGGUUCUCAAACGCAGCGGGUAGGGACGGCCAGGGCAAGCCAUGGUAUACCAACAAGGCUAGGUUGUCUCAUCACUCGGGAACUGAGGUCCUUGACGAGGAAGUCGAAGAGCCUGGCAAGAAUGUCUGGGGUAGGGAAGACCCUGGAAGAAAGGAUCGGGACAAGGCGCGCAUGAGCACGACAGACCCCCUAGCGUUCAUGAAAAGGGCCCAAAUACAACUAAAAGAUGCCGAGAAGGAUCGCAAGCUCUUUGCCGCCGAAAGAGAGAAAGACAUCCUUGACUUGAUUGCGGAUGAAAAGGAAAAGGCAAGGUCAGAAGGUAGGAGAAGGAAGUCUCGUCGAGAGCACGCAGAUGACUAUGACCACGUAGAUGAGGAUAGGCGGCCUCGUGAGCAUCGCUCAUCGCGGCACCACCACCGGAGCAGGAGCCGAGAUCGUCAUCGACACAAGUCGCAUCGUGACAGAAGUAGAAGCCCUCGCGGUGAGCGGCACAAGUCGCACCGUAGCCGGAGCAGGAGUCGGGAAAAGGACCGGCAUAGGUCACGGCGUGACAGAAGUAGAAGCGCAGAUGGUGAGCGUCACAGCUCGCAUCGCAACUCGCAUCACAACUCGCAUCGCAGCUCGAGGCACCGGGAGAGUGAGUCACAUUAUGAGUCCGGUAGAUGGAGCGAGGGAAUGGAUCGAUAAAUAUAUCCAUGUUUCAGUGGAUGACUGAAAUAGUAAUUGAUAUGCA